This is a messenger RNA of Prorocentrum cordatum, 543 nucleotides long. The record is from the annotation of a GenBank genome assembly. NCBI's taxonomy places the organism in Eukaryota, Dinophyceae, Prorocentrales, Prorocentraceae.
AUGGAGGGCGCGAAGGUGUAUGUGCAGGAUGCGUCUGCGGGCUGGCGGAGGGCAACGGUGUCGGCCGCCCUCGGGGGCGGCAGGUACCGCGUCCGGUUCGAGGCCUGGGAGGACGAGGGCGGCGCGGAGCUAUCGGAGGAGGCGGAGGUGGACGCGUCCAAGCUGGAGGGUGGCACCCUGCCCUUCCAGAACGCGGGCAUGCCACCCUCCGGCUUCCCAGACAUGACCACGCUGGACCAUCUGCACGAGGCCGCGCUUCUGCACAACCUGCGGGCGCGCUUCUUCGCAGGCAGCUGCCCCUACACCUACACGGCCGACAUCGUCAUCGCCGUGAACCCGUACCGCUGGUUUCCGGACCUGUACACGGACGAGAAGCGCAAGGAGUACCUGGUCUUUGACCGCUCCAAGCUGUCCCCCCACGCGUACGCCACCUCCUCGGCCGCGUACUCGGGCCUGCAGGAGACCAAGCAGAACCAGGCAAUCCUCGUGUCGGGGGAGUCGGGCGCGGGCAAGACCGAGACGGUCAAAAUUCGCGGGUUUUGA